Molecule: messenger RNA, 1044 nt
Organism: Penicillium oxalicum
Lineage: Eukaryota; Fungi; Ascomycota; Eurotiomycetes; Eurotiales; Aspergillaceae
Product: putative mitochondrial carrier protein (Rim2)
Exons: 3
Coding region: 1-1044 (347 amino acids)
Biological process (GO): pyrimidine nucleotide import into mitochondrion
Cellular component (GO): mitochondrion
Molecular function (GO): pyrimidine nucleotide transmembrane transporter activity
Source: RefSeq, a predicted model, not a curated record
AUGCAGAGCUCUAAGAUUCACGGUCGGCCCGUUGAGGAGUCGACAUCAAUCAAGUCCACAAAUGCUCCUUCCAAAAAAUCCCAUGAUCCCUGGGUCCAUCUCUUAGCUGGCGCGAGUGGUGGCUUUGCUACCGCUAUUGCAACAUCACCUCUUGAUGUUCUAAGAACACGUCUCCAGUCCGAUUUCUACCAACGACCUCCUGCUCCUGCUUCUACUUCCGCGUCAUCCGCUGCCGCCUCGACCAUCUCCAAACACGCCACGCACAACACCGCCCGUAUCAUUAGCAACAUCUACCAAGCAGAGGGAUGGCGCGCCUUUUUCCGUGGCCUUGGUCCCAGUCUAGCUGGCGUGGUCCCGGCGACCGCCAUCAAGUUCUGGGUCUAUGGAAAUGCCAAGCGCAUCGGUGCCCAAGUGCUGGGAACCGGUGAAGACUCUACACUCGUCCAUGCGCAGGCCGCCAUUUCCGCAGGUAUCGCUACUGCAACCGCCACGAACCCAAUCUGGCUGGUCAAGACACGAUUGCAACUAGACAAGGCGCAAACCACCACCGGCACGCGCCGGUACAAGAACAGUCUGGAUUGUAUCCGACAGGUUCUUCGUCAAGAAGGCAUCAGUGGACUGUACAGGGGACUCAGUGCCAGUUACCUGGGAUCUCUCGAAACAGCCCUGCAUUUGGUCCUCUAUGAGCGGAUCAAGACCGCUUUGCACUCAUCAUUGGGCUCGCCCGACGGCAAGGACACCGCGACGCAAAAAGAAAUCACAAGCUGGCUGAGCACAACUGGAGCGGCAGGAUCCGCCAAGUUUGCUGCGGCCUUGAUCGCCUAUCCCCAUGAGGUCAUCCGAACACGACUCCGUCAAGCGCCAAUGGAGAACGGCAUCCCCAAAUACACCGGCUUGCUGCAGUGCUUCAAGCUCAUUGCCAAGGAAGAAGGUAUGGCGGGUCUUUAUGGAGGCUUGAUGCCCCAUAUGCUUCGCUCCAUCCCCUCGGCUAUCAUCACGCUGGGUGUCUACGAGUUUGUCCUGCGAUUCGUAGGAACAUCUUGA